CGACGGUGACGACCACGAAGACGACCACGGCGGCGGUCACGACGCCGACAUCAACGACGACCACGACGACCACCACGAUAUCUAUAACAAAUUCGAUAAAAACUAUAACACUGGCAGUAAUAGUAAAGACGUCAAUUACAAAAAGAAAAAAAGUGGUGUUAUUACUUCAAUGUGCAUCUUUUACAGAGAGUUUCAUUACAUUGGCUGUGUUCAAUGUAAUAGUUGAGAAAAUUAAAUGUGUAAACAAGAUAUCACAGACACCAUGGAUGCAACAAGCAAUGGAACACCAGGGAGUGCAGUGGCUUGUCCAGUAUGUACCCUCUACUUACGCGAGGGUAUCAGCUUACAAAGACAUUUGGACACUCAUCCCAAGGAACAAGUUAUUGAAGCUCUUAUUAAAGCUAGUACUAAUUCUUUACAUUUGCAACAGACUCAAUUGUCACCAACUGCACCUCCAGCAUCUCCAGCUAUACAAUCACCACAAAGUACAUCUCAAGUUACACAGAAUACUCAUGUAUCAGCUCAAUCUCCAUAUCCUAUAGGACCUAUUUUGAGGUCCCCUAUUGGUACUGUAAUGCCACCUCAGUUUGCUUCAUUUAGUUAUCAACAGUUUGUAAAUAAUGGCACUAUGAUGAUACCACAAUACGCGAUGGGUCCACAAGCUAAUCAGAUGAUGCAGAUGCUCUAUAAUCCGUAUGGUAUGUACCAGCAACAACAGAUACCAACUGUUCAGAUGAUCUCACCGGUCACAACUAUAUCUAAUACAGCUAGAAUUAGGCCAGUGGUGACUAUGGCUGGUGAAACAAGUGGUAGAACUGCCAUUGCUGUAUCUGUAAAUAAUUCCGAGCCAAAACAAAUUUUACCUGAAUUUUACCUGAGCCAGAGGCAAGAGUCUGAACAAGUGUUACCAGACAUCAAUCUUCCAGUAUCUCCCCCUGCAUUAAAUGAAGAUAGCUCUAUACAGCAAAAUGAAAAUGGAACUAGUACAAUUCAUGAACAUGCAGAAGAAGCACACAGUUCAAGUGCUGCAUCACAUAAUAUGCAAAAUGAAUAUGAUAGCAUUCCAAAAACAUUAGAAAUCACUUGUAAUGUUGUUAAUACUUCAGAUGAUAAAGUUGAAAGUGUUCUACCAGAUAUUGAUGAUGGAGAAUCAUCGCGUGUUAUCACUGCAGAUGUUCAUUAUGAAUCAUCAGAAAUGCAGGAAUAUGUGCAUAGAUAUAAAGAUGAUGAUGAUAAUAAUAAAAUUAUCAUGCCUGAAAUAUCAUCUGUGGUUAGUGAGAGUGAAACUGAUAAAACAACUAAUGAAAAAGUUCCUCACAGAAAAGAGAUAAAUGAAAAUCAAGGUACCUCAUCUGAAAUGCCUAGAAAAGAAUCGGUUCAACCUCAAGUAGAACAAUUAGACCACCUUGUAAUUACUAUUGUGGCAUCUGAAUUUAAUGGUGAAUCAGAAAAAGAGUCCAAUGAUAAAAAGAAAGAUGAAGGUCUGAUACAAAAUUCUUCCCUUGAAAGAGCAGAAAGUGUAAUUCAUGAAACUAGUAAUUCUAGUGAACAUGAUACCAGUUGUAAAUCUGACAUAGAAAUAAAAAUUAAUGAGAGUUCAGAAACUUAUCUAGAUAGUGAUGAAAAUAAAAAUUCUUGUCUUUUAUAUCAUUAUAAAAACAGUUUAUCUGCACCUGCAUCACCAGUGGUACAAAGAAAAUAUAGAACAUACUCGGUUCGUUCAGAUUUUGGUUCGAAUGAAAAUCUGAAUUCAUGUCCAAUUGGUUUUGAUGCAAAUACAUUGCAAGAUGAAGACGAAGAGGAUGAAAAGAAUGAAGCAGAAAAUAAUUUUGAUGAGGCAGAUAUGGAAAUAGAAGAAAUACCUAGCCCACACACACCUUUUGUUAAAUAUGGAGAAAGUACAGAUCAUGUUAGAUCGCAUACUCCAUUAUCUGUAAGUAGUGGUAUCUCUGUAUUGAGAGUUAGAAAAGAUCUCAGUAAACCAUGUUCACCUGCAUCAGUGCAUUCAUUUUGUCAUAUGGAUGCUAAUGACCUAAGUCAUGAUGAAGAAAGUAAUGGAGCAAUGGAUACAUCACCAGAAAAAGAUCCUAUUGAUUGUUCUUCAAUUGAACAAGAUGUAAAAGCUGAUCAAUCAGAACUUUCUUUGUGUGAAAAUGAAAAGAAAGUAGGAGACACAGCAUAUCAGUCUGUAAUCACUGAGCAUGUGAGUUCAUUUCCUACAAUUCAUUCGCAACAAUCAACAUCCAUAGAAGAAUCAUAUAAUGCAACAAAUAAGAAUCAUAAUCUUGUAAAUUUGUCAGAAUCUAGUGAUAUUGCAAGCAGUUCUGAUUCAAAAUGCUUUCAUUCAUCUAAAUCAAUUAUACAAAAGCAAUCAGUGGAACUUCUUAGUUUAAAUGAGGAUGCUCAUGCAGGUCCAAUGAAUAUGUUUGAAUUAGAUGGUCUUCAAAUAUUAGUUCCUAGUACAUUUAUAAGUGAUUCUUCACAAAAAGCUGUUAGUGCAACCAGUCAACAAUCUAUGGCAAGUAGCGAAGGAGGAAUAGGUGUAGAUGAAGAAGUGAAAAGUAUUAACAUGAGGGCCGAUGAAACUAUGCCACCCAGAGGUGAAUUAUCAGAACAGGAAAGCAAUGGGUGUACAGAACAAUCAGCUUGGCAGUUGUAUGCUGGUCACGAGUCGUCGUGUAUGUCAACCUCUUAUGAUUUGAUGGCACGUGAAAGUUGGGAAGAAUCUGAAGGAUCGGACAAUGAAAUUAGUGGCCCGUUAUUAGAUAGCAGAUCUUUAGCUACACAUUUUAUCAGUUUAUUCUUAGAUCGAGAUAGAAAAACACCGACAAAAAGAACAUUUAAAUGUUACCAUUGUCCAGAAACAUUUGAUUGUCCGAAAGAACGUCGAGUACACAGUACUACCGUGCAUCAAGAAGCUGGACCCAGUAGCAGUAGAGAAUCAACAGAUCAACCUGAAAUAAAAGAUAUUAAGUUAUUGGAUGGUCGGAUGAAUGCAUUUGACGAUUUUUUUGUACCGGGUUUACAUGUUCAGCAAGCUUACCAUCAACAGCCACUUUUACAUCAACAACCACUUUUACAUCAACUACAACCACCGCAAUCAUUGGAAUUAAUAGCAAAAGUAGAAUCUGAUCAAAAGAUUGAAACGUUGGUAAUACCAUCGAACAUCGAAGUGCUUUGUACACUUUGUAAUCAACGAUUUAGUAGUGAAAAAUCAUUACAGUUACAUCAUAAAAGAGUACACGUUACCGAAACAGCGAAGAGAAUUCGAGAGAGUACCAAGUGCCAGAUAUGUAACGAAGAAUUUCCUUCAGUUUUACUAUUUAAUGCCCACCUAAAAAUACAUCCGUUAGAAUGUAGCCAGUGUGGAAAGUAUUUUUAUAGGAAACAAAAUUUUAAAUUACACGUGAAAAGACAUCUAGGAAUCAAACCAUUUCCGUGUACCGUUUGUGACAAAGCAUUUUUGACGAAACAAAAAUUAGACGAACAUACUAAUGGCCAUACCGGGAAUGCACCUGUCAAGUGUAAUCUUUGCAAUGAAACGUUUCGUAGAUAUUCAAAUUUAACUCAACAUAAGAAUAGACAUCAUCUGAAUAUAAAAAAGAAAUUGAAGGAUUAUAUAUGUCAUUGCGGUGAGAUAUUUCAUACAAAGAAAAAAUUAGCUUGGCAUAAGGAGACGCACGAUGAGAAACCGAAAGCAUGUACAUACUGUAACGAAAGAUUCAUUCACAUGGCUAGCCUGACUCGACACAUGCGUCGAGCUCAUAACAGAAGAUUUGUUCCCGAUGCUCAAAGAGAGAAUGAAAAUGUUGAAUGUCCCAUAUGUAAGUGUAUUUAUUUGCGAUCUUCCUUAGCAGUACAUAUGCGAGUUCAUAACGGCGAAAGACUAGAAUGUCAAGUUUGCUCUAAAACGUUUAGUACUAAGUGGAUACAAUUGCACAAAUGGACUCACGCUGCUCGUAGCACCAAACCUUUUAAAUGUAAUCAAUGCAGUGCCGCGUUUAACCGGCACAGCGAUUACACUGCUCAUAUGAAUUCUCAUAGAAAUGUGCGUCCUUUUACCUGCAAUUAUUGCGGUGCGCAAUUCAUACGAAAGUAUAAUUGUUUAAGGCAUGUAAAAGAACACGAGGAGAACAAAGCGUAUACAUGCGAUGUUUGCAACAAAACGUUUCAUAGAUCAUAUUAUCUAAAAGAACACUUGCGAGUACAUUCAGGUGCCAGACCAUAUACAUGUCAUAUUUGCGGAAAGUCUAGUGGUACGAAAUCCAAUCACAAUAAACAUGUCAGAAUUCAUCAUGCACGCGAACCUGUAAAUACCGAAAAUUAAAGGACGAACGAGAUUUCCAAUCUAUUUAGUCAAUAUUUAAUAUUGUUUUACAAAUAAUGAAUUACAAUAUUUUAAACGUAUUCUUUUAUCUUUUAUUUCUUUAUCUAUUGAUAGUAGAAACUAAUUGAGCACAAAACAAAACGUGACCGAAACAAAUGUAAUAUUUGUUUAUGACCUUAUAUAGUUUUGUUUAAAUCUCGUUCGUUUUUAUUCUUGUUUAUUACAUACUUUAACAUAGACAUUUUAAACUUGAAUUUAUCCUGCUAGUAUUAACUAGCGGUAUUAUCAAAUGUAAAAGGUUUAAUUUGUCUUAUCCUGCAAGAAAAAGACGAUUUUACAUUAUGUACUAUGCAUUGUGCAUUAUGUGUAGCACUUCGAAAAUUUUCGUCAUAUAGUCUGCUAAAUACAAUGACUCGAGACUGUAACUACUUAAGAUAAUAAGAAAUUUUUAAUGAAUAUUAACUGAUACAUGUUGUCUGGAGAUUUGAGUAAUUUCCAUAAAAGGAAGACUAUAAGAUGAAAUGCUUUUGCCAACUUACACUAAUUAACUAUUAGGUAAUAAUAACUAACUGAUCAAUAUUAUGGAAUCAUUAAGCACUUUUUAUGUGUUGAUUAUUGUACGAAAUUUUUUUACAAUAACUAUUUUACACGAAGCAUGCAUAUUGUGAUUUUAUGCAUUGGCAUUGAAUGUGAGAAAGGAUAAGAAGGCCCAUAUUGUAUCUGCGUUAAGUUUAUAACGCAUAUGGCCCUAUUGAUAAUUAGCGUUAUUAAUUAUCACAAGGUAGUUACGGAUCUUAGUUAUUAUUCUUUUAUAUUUAUAUAUUUUGCAAAAUAUCAUAAUUUUUAUCUCUAAUCGUAAUUCCAAGACUGAUCGAUGUUGGUUCCUCAUAUUGCUCUCUAAUAACAGUGAACCUUGAUAUAUUAAAUAUAUAUCUGAAGUAAUAAGAAAAAUUUGUGAAUCUAAAGGAACUAGUGCAAAGUUUCAGAAAAUAUAUUUACCAGUAUGUUUGGUAUGAUAAUACUAUGGCAAAUAUCUUAACAGUUGGUUGUUUUGUAUUGAGAUAUUUGACAAUUCAUUGUCAUUUAAUUUUGUAAGAGAGCAAUAUGAAAAUAGUGGAGCGCUGAACUACUACACGUAUUCAAAUUUCGUUGUACCGUAUUAAAGGAUCCGUUGUUGUUGUGAAAUUAAGUUUCUGUAAAACGUUAUUUCAAAUUUAAACAAAACUGCAUGCAACAUUUUAAAAGAUUAUGCUGUUUCCGUAUAAUAUAUGGAGUUUCUAUUUGUUAAUAAUUAUUUGACGAAUUAUUUUUUUAGAAUUCAUAAUCUAUUAUCUGUUUGUUUUUGUUCGUAUGCAGAAAAGAAACUGUGCUUCGUUGUAUUUAAAUAUAUAAUAGUUUUUAAUAUUGUCAACGAUCAAGUAAAACUUAUUUACAUACAUAUAUACAUGACCAACAUCGACGUCCAAACGUGCAAUCGUUUAGUUAAACACGUGCAUUCUAACUGAAUGCGAUUGUAGAUAAUGUAAAUAUGUAUAUCAGUUUUAUUUUAUAACUGGGCCAACGAAUUGUGUUGGCAACUAAUAAUUGUCUAAAAGCAAACUCGUACUCUUAUGAGAAUAAAAAUAGGAUAAUUAUUAUCAUAAAAAGAAACUAUAAAUCAGCAACAUGUGUAUACCUUAAUAAAAAUUAUGUAUUGAGGUACUUUUUUAAAUAAGUUUUUCUUUGCAUUUUUAUUAUUAGUACCAAUACCGUGUUUAAUCCUUGUUUGUCAAUGUAAAAUAAUCAUAUUUAUGCAAAAAAAAAACCAAGUGUAAAAAUGUUGAAAAAAAUUUUAUAAAGAUUAAACUACUUUAAUAUUAUAUUUAUAAAAUAAUCUUCAUACGUUUAAAUGUAAGCGUCUGCUAAAUUUAAUUAUUAAAAGAAUAUGAAAAAUUUAUUUUUUAUUACACAAUAUGCUGAUUAGCGAUUAAUUUUAAGUAAAUGAAGUUUAUUUAAAUUUAUAUAUACAGUACGAUUAUUAUUUAAU
Molecule: messenger RNA, 6353 nt
Organism: Osmia bicornis bicornis
Lineage: Eukaryota; Metazoa; Arthropoda; Insecta; Hymenoptera; Megachilidae
Cellular component (GO): nucleus
Source: RefSeq, a predicted model, not a curated record